CUGAUUUUUAUGCAAUAGUAUUAAGAAACCCUGCUAAUACAUUUCCGACGUUUAAAACACAGUUUUUAAAAUUUAAUUUCUAAUGAAUUCCAAAAAAUUUGAUGUGAUUAUUUUUGGAGCCAGCGGCUUUGUGGGAAAAUGUGCGGUAUUACAGGCAUUAGAUGUCUUGAAAGGCUUUGACUGGGCCAUAGCAGGAAGGUCGCAGCAUAAAUUACAAUUAGUAUUAAAUGAAAUUUCUCUUAAAACCGGACAAAAUCUUACAAAUAUUCCAAUAUUCCUAGCAAAUGCUUAUGAUUUGGAUAAACUAGAAGAUGUAGUGGCAAAAUGCAAGGUUCUAGUUAAUUGUUGUGGACCUUAUCAAUUGUGGGCUGAAAAUAUUUUGACCACCUGCAUCAUGCAGGGUACCCAUUACGUAGAUAUGUCUAAUGAUCCAUAUUUUAAUGAAUUAAUAGAACUUAAAUAUCAUGAAAAAGCUUUAGUGCAUAAAGUAUUUGUUAUAUCGUCCUGUGGUUUUCAUAGUUUUCCCAUGGAAGUGGCUUUAAAUUAUGUGAGGGAACAUUUUAAUGGUACCGUUAAUAGUGUGGAUGCUUUUGUGCGUUACAAUUUUGGUUAUUAUUUUUAUUUUCCACUACAUUCCAUAUGGUCAAGUGCUGCUUGGUUUAGUUUAUUGUGGUCCUGUGCUAAAGUUGGAGAAUUAUCCUUGAUUAGAGAUGAACUGCGUCAAGAACAUAUGCCCAAUUUAUGGCCCAGACAAGCCAUUGAAGAACUUUCUCACAGAUCAAAAUACCAAGAAGAAGGCAUCAUGGUAAAUUUCCCUUUUAUAGAUCAGCAAUCGGUUGAAAGGUCUCAAUAUUUUUGGUAUGUCCACAAUAGGAAGAGGCCCAUACAGUUUUGCAAAUAUAUAGAGUUUCCUUCCUAUUUUUGGGCUUUUCUCUUUAUUAUAUGGUGCUUAAUUAUAUGCAUUCUGGCCCAAUUCGAUAAGACUCGUAAAAUAAUGAAUAAUUAUCCAAAAUUAUUUUCAAUUGGCUUGUUUUCUGAGGAUGGGCCUAAUCCUUAUCUGCUUGAAAUGUCAUCUUAUAAAAUAAAAUUGCAGGCGAAGGGUUGGUCUGGUGCAAUGGUGUACCCAAAACUGGAUAUAAAUGAUCAUUUUAUAGUGGAUCGCCAUAUGAAUAUUGAAAUUAGUGGUGAAAAUCCUUUUUAUGGUUGCGGUUGUGUUUGUAUGCUUGUGAGUGCUAGAACUAUACUGGAGGAGCCGGACAAAAUGCCGGGAAGGGGAGGUGUAUAUUCACCCGGUUAUGCCUUUCACAAUACCAGUAUUAUAGAUAAAUUUCAAAAUUUUCAAAAUUAUUUGCGCAUAAGAGUGUUAUAAAGGUAAAAUGAUUUUUACCAGCAUAUGCCUGAAAUUCAACUCCUAAAAUUUUGAUUUGAAAGAUAACGAAUAAAAUUGAAUACCAAUUAUUUUGCACAAUUGUUUAAAACUGUUUAAAUUUAAAUGUAUCACAAAAUAAUAUACAUUGAUCAUAUCUUCUCAAAUAAACAUUGAACAUUGUAUUACAUUGUUAAACUAAAAAAAAAAAAUAAAUAAACACAUACUUAAAUAUGGUACAAUAAGUUUCCACAUGAAAACAUAAAUUUAUGUAAACAAUUAAAAGUUUUAAACCACUGCCCC
Molecule: messenger RNA, 1669 nt
Organism: Calliphora vicina (urban bluebottle blowfly)
Lineage: Eukaryota; Metazoa; Arthropoda; Insecta; Diptera; Calliphoridae
Product: lipid droplet localized protein-like
Exons: 7
Coding region: 83-1369 (428 amino acids)
Biological process (GO): glycolipid biosynthetic process
Cellular component (GO): mitochondrion; plasma membrane; lipid droplet
Source: RefSeq, a predicted model, not a curated record